Messenger RNA from Drosophila takahashii, 405 nucleotides. Lineage: Eukaryota; Metazoa; Arthropoda; Insecta; Diptera; Drosophilidae. The record is from RefSeq and is a predicted model, not a curated record.
AUGAAUCGAGCUCUACUUAAAAUUUUGAAACUGCUGAUCCUUUUGCAACGUAUACACAGCUCCAUGGAAGCUAAAUUCGAUUUUCUUUUUGAGGAUGAGCGUAUUUUUAGUGAUUGCAGGGAAAAACCACCGGGAACCCUUGAUAUUAGCAGUUUAUAUGAUUUCAGUAAUACUGGCUUCGAUAUGAGUGAAGAUGGUGUGACUAUUUCGGGAUACACAACGGUUAUUUGGGAUAUCCAGCCAACUGACCGAGUUGAGGUUGCUGUUAGUGUGCAGUACUACGAUCGCGGUAGCUGGCAACCGACCAUACUUAAUAUGGUGAUCAAAGACUUCUGCAAGGUGAUGUUCGACGAGAAGCAGAUGUGUCUCAAAUACAAUUCGAAAGAUAUACCGUACAUGCGGUAA